Caenorhabditis briggsae is the source of this 1965-nucleotide messenger RNA. The record is from RefSeq and is a predicted model, not a curated record. NCBI's taxonomy places the organism in Eukaryota, Metazoa, Nematoda, Chromadorea, Rhabditida, Rhabditidae. The transcript is spliced from 9 exons. The coding region runs from base 1 to 1965 and encodes 654 amino acids.
AUGAAAACACUUGUUCUAUUACUUCUCCUUCAAUUCCAUCAAAUCACCUGCUCCAAGAAUUCCUCCGCGAACAAAGAAGUGAAUUGCCAUGACUGGUUUCCCGAGCCAAUCACUUAUCGAUUGGACGAGUCGCAUUCUCAAUUAACUCUUGAUUUCAAAAUUGUCGAUGAUUUGAUUUCUGAUCGAGAAAUCAAUGAGUCCAAUCAAAUUGUCGAAGAUUAUGUGAUUAGAAUUUUGAAUAUGGAAAAUGGAUAUGGAGGUUAUUCCGAUAUUCUUGGCAUCGUUUUCAAACAUUUGCCGACCGUCCGCCAAUUGAUCAUCUCCAUAUUCUGCAUCAAUACCGCAGUCAUCAUUUUUUCGAUAAUUUGGAAAUUGGGAUUUUCUGAAAUUUUCGAAGUCCUCGGAAUUGCGCUUCGCUUCUAUGAAUACCGAUCUGGUCUCACGAUAAUUCCAAUAUUCUGUUGUCUGGGAUUAUUGAUUUUGACUUCGAAUUUAAGAUCAAGUUCUGGAUUUUUAAUGGACGGAAUUGAUAAUUUGGAAUUGAAAAAUGAUGAAAGAUUUAUGCCAAUCCAAGACCGUGUGGCUCGGAAACUAGAAAUGACUCCCUGUUUUUUCGACAAAGAUUUUGCUCGAAACAUCAAAAUAUGGCGAAUCGAGGAUCGAUAUCUGACCAAAGUUUUGAAUACUACAAUGUUAGAUAAGCUUCUCCCAAUUUCUGAAAUCCAAAAACAACUCGAUGAUCGGGGGCCGUUUUUCUCCCUCAACAAGCCUCUAAGAGUAAUGUUUAACGAUGUUUGUGAAAUUGUAGAAAAGCAUGCGGGACAAAUGAUAUUGAAAUUAGAAGGAGAUUUGAGAUUUGAAAAUCUUCAAUUGGAAGUCGAAAAACUUCAAGAAGAAUACAAAAAAAUUAUUCGAAAAGCAAUCAAUAUUUCGAUUCCAUCCACAAAAGAAGCGAUUGGUUCAAUCGGUGGAUUCGUUGAAAAAUAUCAUCAAAAUGUGAUUUUGAUUCCCAAAAUUCACAUUAUCAAUUUUUACGAAAAGUUUGUGGCGACAACUGUAGCACUUACUGUAGCAGUCAGUGCUACACUGACAGUGCUAUUUGUAUUGGAAUUUGAGUUUAAAACUUAUUUCUAUUUCUACAGGAUGUUGGAGAACGAAGGGCUUGGAUGGUUUUCUAGAAAUGUAGUUGGGAAAAAUUGUGUUCCUUUUUUUUGGUCCUGGGUCCUGGGUCCUGGGUCCUGGGUCCUGGGUCCUGGGUCCUGGGUCCUGGGUCCUGGGUCCUGGGUCCUGGGUCCUGGGUCCUGGGUCCUGGGUCCUGGGUCCUGGGUCCUGGGUCCUGGGUCCUGGGUCCUGGGUCCUGGGUCCUGGGUCCUGGGUCCUGGGUCCUGGGUCCUGGGUCCUGGGUCCUGGGUCCUGGGUCCUGGGUCCUGGGUCCUGGGUCCUGGGUCCUGGGUCCUGGGUCCUGGGUCCUGGGUCCUGGGUCCAAAAAGUCUGGAAUUAAAAAAAACUGAAACUUUUGGAAUUUUCGGACCAUCUGAAAUUCUAGGACGUUCAGAAAUUUCCAGACUCAACGCCACCAAAUCCACCAUCUGCUCAUUUAACGAAGAGGUCAAAUUGAAUCCAAUCGAUAAAUCGAUAAUUAGAGAGACGGCUUAUUCGAAAUGGGUCGAGGCGUUGGUUCCAUUGAAAGGUCUUCCAGUUAUUCGAAAUUCUUCUAUGGAAAUCGUGAGAAGUCCCAUGCAGAUUUAUUUGGUUUUUGAGAAUCCCUCGAAAAAAUUGAGACCAACAAUUCUGGAACACAUGCUGGAUAUGGCUGUUGGAAUUGGGAAAAUGGCUCCGAUUUAUUUCAUUUUGUCUAUCUAUUUCAUGUGUAUUCUGCCCAUUAUGAUGGACCAAAAUUCGGAAGAUGGAGGAGGAGGAUCAGAUGAAAAAACGCCAAAAAUCGAUUCAAAAUCGAAAUCGUAA